Molecule: messenger RNA, 3830 nt
Organism: Stereum hirsutum FP-91666 SS1
Lineage: Eukaryota; Fungi; Basidiomycota; Agaricomycetes; Russulales; Stereaceae
Product: coatomer subunit alpha-2
Exons: 14
Coding region: 97-3765 (1222 amino acids)
Biological process (GO): intra-Golgi vesicle-mediated transport; endoplasmic reticulum to Golgi vesicle-mediated transport; retrograde vesicle-mediated transport, Golgi to endoplasmic reticulum
Cellular component (GO): COPI vesicle coat
Molecular function (GO): structural molecule activity; protein binding
Source: RefSeq, a predicted model, not a curated record
ACAACACUCUCCUCCCUGCCAUCCCCAUAAUUUCGCUCAACGUCUUGAGCGCGCCGGUCUCCUUCUACUGAACGGUCUGAACGCGAACUGCCCGCCAUGUCUGUCAUGCUUACGAAGUUUGAGUCCAAGAGCAAUCGUGUAAAGGGACUUGCUUUCCAUCCGACUCAACCUCUGCUCGCCGCGUCGCUUCACAAUGGGAGCGUGCAACUAUGGAACUACCGUAUGGGUGUCUUAGUCGACAGAUUUGAGGAACACGAAGGUCCCGUUCGCGGUGUCGCUAUCCACCCUAGUCGUCCUUUGCUGGCUACCGGUGGCGACGACUACAAAAUCAAGGUCUGGGAUCUCAAACCGCAGAGCCGAAGAUGCAUCUUCACCCUCCACGGCCAUCUCGACUACGUUCGAUCCGUUCAGUUCCACCAUGAAAUGCCUUGGAUUCUCUCAUGCUCCGACGACCAAACCAUUCGCAUCUGGAACAGCACAUCCCGCCAAUGCAUCGCCAUCCUCACCGGCCACUCUCACUACGUCAUGUCUGCCCUCUUCCAUCCAAAGGAGGACCUCGUAGUUUCCGCCUCCAUGGACCAAACCGUUCGCGUCUGGGACAUCUCUGGUCUCCGCAAGUCUACGCCAAACCAAGCACCAGGCACUUUUGACACCUUCGAUUCCUUCUCCACCGUAAAAUACGUUCUCGAGGGCCACGACCGUGGCGUCAACUACGCCAUGUUCCACCCUACUCUCCCUCUCAUCAUUUCCGCCGCAGAUGACAGGCAGAUCAAGCUCUGGAGGAUGAGCGAGACGAAGGCGUGGGAGGUGGAUGCGUGCAGGGGACAUUUCAACAACGUGUCGAGCGCUGUCUUCCAUCCGAAGCACGAGCUGAUCGUCAGUUGCGGAGAGGACAAGACCGUCAGAGUGUGGGAUCUGGCGAAGCGCUCGGCGGUGCAGACUUUCAGGAGGGAACAUGACCGCUUUUGGGUCCUCGCCGCUCAUCCCGAGCUGAACCUCUUCGCUGCCGGUCACGACAAUGGUCUCAUCGUCUUCAAACUCGAGCGCGAACGCCCCGCGUUCGCACUCCACGGCGACACGGUCUACUACGUGCGCGAUAAAUAUGUUCGCGCGUACGAUAUCAACACCGGAUCCGAUAUUGGCCUCCUCUCCGUGCGCAAGUUCGGUUCGCCCUACGUCCCUCCCCGCACGCUCAGUUUCAACCCCGCCGAGCGCUCCGUGAUCUUGACCAUCUCGAGCGACGGCGGCAUGUUCGAGCUGACGGGGCUGCCGAAGGAUGCGGUCGGCGAGGUGAAGGAUUCGUCGGCGGAUGGGAAGAAGGGUCCGGGCGCCAGUGCGAUUUUCGUAGCGAGGAACAGGUUCGCGGUGUUGAAUAAGACAUCACAGCUCGUCGAAGUGAGGGACUUGGCGAAUUCGGUCGUCAAGUCCAUCAAGCCACCGGUGCAGACGAACGAGAUUUUCUACGGUGGGACGGCCAGUUUGAUCCUCAGCUCUACGAGCUCGGUCGUCUUGUAUGAUAUCCAGCAGCAGAAGACGAUCGCGGAGCUUAACAGCCCGCCCGUGAAGUAUGUGAUGUGGAGCUCGGACGGGUCGCAGGUCGCUCUGCUGAGCAAGCACACCAUUACGAUCGCGAACAAAAACUUCUCGACGAACACGCUUAUCCAUGAGACUAUCCGAAUCAAGUCUGGCGCUUGGGACGAUGCCGGCGUGUUCGUCUACUCGACACUCAACCACGUCAAGUACUGUCUUCCCAACGGUGACCACGGCGUGAUCUGCACUCUUGACAACCCCGUCUACCUCACCCGCGUCAAGGGCAAGACCGUACACUGUCUCGACCGCUCCGCUCGCCCAAGGACUAUCACCAUCGAUCCCACGGAAUACAGGUUCAAGCUUGCGCUCAUCAGGAACAACUACGAGGAAGUGUUGCACUUGAUCAGGACUUCGAACUUGUUGGGUCAGAGCAUCAUCGCGUAUUUGCAGCAGAAGGGCUUCCCGGAGAUUGCGCUGCACUUUGUUGAGGAUAAGAAUACGAGGUUUGACCUGGCGAUCGAGUGUGGGAAUUUGGAUGUGGCGCUGGAGAUGGCGAGGGCGAUCGACAGGCCUGAAUGUUGGAACAGGCUGGCGCAACAGGCUAUCAAGCAAGGCAACCACAAGAUCGUCGAAAAAGCAUACCAGCAGACGAAAAACUUCGACCGGCUCUCGUUCUUGUACCUCACCACCGGCAGCACCGACAAGUUGUCGAAAAUGCAGAAGAUCGCGGAUGCAAGGGGAGACCCGAUGUCGAGAUUCCAUAACGCGCUGUUCGCGGGGGACGUCGCUGGACGGAUCGCGAUCCUGCGCGAGGUCGGGAUGUAUCCCCUCGCCUAUCUAACGGCGAAAACGAACGGAAUGGAGGACCUCGCAAUCGAGAUCCUCGAAGACGCCGGCCUAACCGAAUCCGACGUCGACGACGUCCCUUCCUUCGGCCUCGCCACGCUCUCUCCUCCACGCAUUAUCACCACCACCACAAACCUAAACUGGCCAUCCGUCCCAGGCGGCGAAUCUUUCUUCGACCGUGCUUUGGCGAACGGGAACCUCGAGGCAGGUGCGGGUGCGGGUGGGGAACCGUAUUUGAAUGGGGUGGAGGGGGCGAAGGCGGCGAGUAGUGCUUUGGAUGAGUGGGCUAGAGAUGAGGAGGAGGAGGAGGAUGGGGGGGAUGUGGGGGCGGAUGAGGACGGGUGGGAUUUGGAUGUGGGUGGGGAGGAGAAGGGUGUGGAUGGGGAUGGUGGAGAGGAGGUGGAGGGUGGUGCAGAGGGUGGUGCAGAGGAGGAAGAGGAGUUGGGCGCGGGGGCGGCGCCGGGGGUGAGUGAGGCGGAGGUGUGGGUGAGGAAUUCGCCUUUUGCGGGGGAUCACGUCGCUGCGGGGUCGUUUGAGAGCGCUAUGCAACUCUUGAACCGUCAAUUGGGCAUCGUGAACUUCGAGUCACUGAAACCGCUCUUCCUGUCCACCUACCGCUCCUCGCACGCGUAUCUCUCCCCGCUCGCGUCCCUCCCGCCGCUGAACCUCCAUCUCCGCCGCAAUCCCGGAGAGAGCUCGUUGACGAGGGUGUUGCCCGUUGCGGUGGUGACGCUGAGACAGGUGAGGCAAGAGCUCGCGGAGGGAUUCAGGUUUGUGUCGGGGAAUAAGUUGGUCGAGGCGCAGGGGGUGUUUAGGGCGGUGUUGAGGAGUCUGUUGUUCGUCGCCGUGACGUCGAAUGAGGAAGCCAAGGACUGGCGCUCCACCGUAACAACCACCCGCGAAUACCUCCUCGGCGUCUCCCUCGAACUCGAACGUCGCCGCGUCGCAGCCGAGUCACCAGACGACGUCAAACGGUCGCUCGAGCUCGCGGCGUAUUUUGCGCACUGCGCGCUGCAGCCGGCGCAUAUGCAGAUUGCGUUGAGGAGCGCGAUACAGGUGUUUGGGAAGGCGAAUAAUUCGGCGGGGGCGGCGAGGUUUGCGAGGAGGCUGUUGGAGUUGAAGCCGGAUGCGAAGAUUGCGGCGCAGGCCCGUCAACGAAUCGCAGCAGGCGACCGCAACCCGCGGGACGCCGUCGAGAUCGCAUACGACGAGUUCACAGAGUUCGAGAUCUGCGCGGCGAGCUAUACGCCGAUAUAUAAAGGACAGCCGGCGGUGAGGUGUCCGUAUACGAAUGCGGCGUAUUUAGUGGAGUAUAAGGGGACGCUGGAUCCGCUGGUUGGGUUGACGGAGAUUGGGGCGGGGGCGUCGGGGUUGCCUGCGCCGCGAUAGAUGAGGGUGGGGAGGGUGGGUGGAGGGGGGAGGUGGAGAGGAGAGGAUAGAAUAAAGAGGGAGGG